This is a messenger RNA of Conger conger (European conger), 1607 nucleotides long. It is a transcript of the gene tmlhe, whose product is annotated as trimethyllysine hydroxylase, epsilon. The record is from RefSeq and is a predicted model, not a curated record. Gene Ontology annotation, biological process: carnitine biosynthetic process. Gene Ontology annotation, cellular component: mitochondrion. NCBI's taxonomy places the organism in Eukaryota, Metazoa, Chordata, Actinopteri, Anguilliformes, Congridae. Gene Ontology annotation, molecular function: iron ion binding; trimethyllysine dioxygenase activity. The transcript is spliced from 5 exons. Bases 1 to 801 code for a protein of 266 amino acids.
AUGAGGGAGGCGGAGCCUCUCCCAGGAAGAGGGCGUGGCUUUGCAGACGGGGCGGGCGCCGCCCACCCUGUGGAGGCGGGGCAUCCAGCAGGCAGCGCCACUGAGACAGCUCCCGUAGGAGGGGCAGUACGGAGCCGGUCUGAAUUUCCGCCUGUCUCUGCCUCUGUCUCCAGGGAGACCAUAUACGGGCGGGUGUGGAGCUUCACCUCGGACUUCUCCCGCGGCGACACGGCCUACACCAAGCUGGCGCUGGACUGCCACACCGAUACGUCCUACUUCCAGGAGCCGUGCGGGAUCCAGGUGUUCCACUGCCUCAGACACGAGGGGACCGGCGGACGGACGCUGCUGGUGGACGGAUUCCACGCCGCGGAGAAGGUUCUCCAGGAGCGGCCGGAGGACUUUGAGCUGCUCGCCCGUGUGCCCAUCAAGCACGAGUACAUCGAGAACAUGAGGGACCACAGCAACCACAUGAUCGGGAUUGGGCCCGUGCUCAACGUCUACCCCUGGAACAACGAGGUGUACAUGAUCCGGUACAAUAACUACGACCGAGCGGUGAUCAACACGGUUCCCCACGACGUGGUGCAGCGCUGGUAUGUCGCCCACCGGGGGCUGACCACCGAGCUGAGGAAGCCCGAGAACAAGCUGUGGGUCAAGCUCAAACCGGGAAAGGUGCUGUUCAUUGAUAACUGGCGGGUCCUGCAUGGCCGUGAGUCCUUCACUGGGCUGCGGCAGCUGUGUGGGUGUUACCUGACCCGCGACGACGUGCUGAACACGGCCCGCUCCCUGGGGCUGCAGGCCUGAGAGAGGCCCCCAGACGAGCCAAAGCCCCACCCCAAAACCAGACCCACCCCAAAACCAGGCCCACCCCAAAACCAGACCCACCCCAAAAGACCCACCCCAAAACCAGACCCACCCCAAAACCAGACCCACCCCAAAAGACCCACCCCAAAACCAGACCCACCCCAAAACCCCCCCAAAAAAACCCACCCCCCAAGGUCCAGCCAUCAAUCCCCAGCACACACAUGGGCAAUCCCCUCCCCAAAUAACUCUUUCAUUUAACUGCCACAAGACAGCACUCACAUACAGCACAGGACACCUGUGGGAGAGAGAGGGGGAAGGACAGGGGGAUGAGAGAGGUCGAGAGGGACAGAGAGAGGGAAAGAGAGAUGAAGAGAGAUGGAGAGAGUGAGGUAGAGAGGAACAGAGGGAGAGAGAGAGAGAGGGGGGGAGAUGAAGAGAGGUAGAGAGAGAGGAGGGAGAGAGGGAGAUGAGAGAGGUAGAGAGAUGAAGAAAGAAGGAGAGAGAGAGGGAGAGAGAGGGAGGACAUGUGUUUAACUGGCACAAGACAGAAUUCUGUUUUAAGGGCUGUUAGCCUAUUGAUUGUGAAAUCGAUUUUGAUGAGCUAAAACUUUUUUUAGGCUACAGGUUUUAGGCAAUAGCCUAAACUGUUUUUAUGCUUCUCAAAUUAAGUCAUAUAACCAUGUGUACGUUCUUUUCUAUAUACAGCUUGAUAUGAGCUAACAGAGAGAGGUGAUGAUUACUGCUUAUUUAAACUGGAAAUGGUUGCAGCAAGCAUUAAUUAAUAAAGAUUGUGAAUCUCAACUAAA